CUCCACCUCUCGGAAAUCUGAGUUCAGAGCACAGGAGCGGGAUUCCUCACUAAUCACCGGUCCAAGACUUCAGCAAGUUUAAGAAGCGCUCGGAAUCUGAUCUAAUGGACUUGUAAAAAAAAAAAAAAACUGACAGCAAGUUUAACCAACGACUAUUUUUUCUUUUGCACGCUCUGUGCAGGAUUUUGCAAUCCGAAAAAAAAAGAAAUUCUUGCUCUAUAUCCAUUUUUUCCUCUCGUAUGAAUCUACUCGAGUCGUACGUGAAGAUGACCGACGAGCAGGACAAAUGUCUCUCCGACGCGCCGAGUCCGAGCAUGUCGGAAGACAGUGUGGCCUCUCCAUGCCCAUCCGGAUCGGGUUCCGACACCGAGAACACGCGGCCGCUGUCCGAGAAUCGGCUCAAGAAGGACGAGGAGGAGGAGGGCAAGUUUCCCGUGUGCAUCCGCGACGCAGUGUCCCAAGUGCUCAAGGGCUACGACUGGACGCUCGUGCCCAUGCCAGUGCGCGUGAACGGCUCAGGCAAGAGCAAGCCGCACGUGAAGCGGCCCAUGAACGCGUUUAUGGUGUGGGCGCAGGCGGCGCGCAGAAAACUGGCCGAUCAGUACCCCCAUCUCCAUAACGCCGAGCUCAGCAAAACUCUGGGCAAACUCUGGCGGCUGUUGAAUGAAGGGGAGAAGAGGCCGUUUGUGGAGGAGGCAGAGCGACUGCGCGUGCAGCAUAAGAAAGAUCAUCCGGAUUACAAAUACCAGCCCCGGCGGAGGAAGAGUGUGAAGAGCGGCCAGGGCGAAACUGAGGACUCCGAACACACACACAUUUCCCCCAAUGCCAUCUUUAAAGCCCUACAGAGAGCGGACUCCCCCGCUUCCAGUAUGGGCGAGGUUCACUCCCCUGGAGACCACUCAGGUCAGUCUCAGGGCCCGCCAACUCCUCCCACGACUCCCAAAACAGACAUUCCGAGUGUGAAACCAGACCUGAAGCGAGAGGGCCGUCCACUUCCCGAGGGCACGGGCCGCCAGGCCAACAUUGACUUUGGCGAUGUGGACAUUGGUGUGCUCAGCAGUGACGUCAUCAACAUGGAAGCAUUUGAUGUGAACGAGUUUGACCAGUACUUGCCGACACAUGGGGCCCCGGCCUACUCCUCCGGGUAUGGUAUCGGUCAGACGGCAGGCACCAGCGGGCAUGGCUGGAUGAGCAAACAGCAGCCUCAGCAGCAGCAGCCUCAGCAGCAGCAGCCUCAGCAGCACUCUCUGACCACACUUGGCACAGCUGGUGAGCAGGGCCAGGCACAGCAGCGCCCAGCACACAUCAAGACAGAGCAACUCAGCCCAAGCCACUACAGUGAGCAAAGCCAGGGUUCACCCCAGCACUUGUCAUAUGGCUCCUUUAACCUACAGCAUUACACCGCCACCACCUCCACGUACCCAUCCAUUGCUCGCACUCAGUAUGAUUACAUCGAUCACCAGGGAGGUGCUGCCUCUUACUACAACCAGGGUUCAGGCCUCUACUCCACAUUUGGCUACAUGAGUCCUGCCCAAAGGCCAAUGUACACUCCUGUCGCUGAUGCUAGUGGUGUUCCAAAUGUGCCUCAGACCCACAGUCCCCAGUGGGAGCAGCAGCCAGUCUAUACCCAGCUCUCCCGACCCUAAACAAGAAUGAGUGUAAGAGGGGCACAGACUAAACAAUUAGCACCACCCUAUCCAUAAGACAUUGCUCAAACACAGUGGCCUCAAAGGACCUGCUGUCCACUCCCUGCACCAGCAAACAGAAAACAAACAAAACAAACAGGACUAAUGUUUUUUUUUAUUAAUGAAAAUAUCAAACGGCUCCCGACAGUGCCUUUUUAAAAAGCUCUGAGUUGCGACUAUAUUUUUCUAGUUCCGAUGAAAAAGAAACUCGCUUGAAAAAAGAGGAAUCCUCUGUGAGGACAUAUUCAUUAUAAAUAUUUGUUAGUAUGUACUGUGUAUGUAUUAUCUCUUUUUGUCCUUUUCAGGUUGGUCUGGGGGUUUUGUACAUUUACAAAGGAUGCGAGACUUCUCUCUAGUGUAUUUUUUGUAAAGUCGACAAUUCCCUCGUCAUUCCUCUGUAAACGCUUUAUUGUGAUUCCCUUUGGUCUUUUAGAUUUGGGUAAAGCUGACAUGAAAUUGUUAGAAAAAUCUUUGUUUCCAGUCUGUGUUUUUCAGCCAUUACGUUUUAAGUGCCACACCGAGUGCCAUUUAGUUGCACACGAGGCCUUUGUUUUAGCCGAGAUACACAUAUGCCUGUGUGCCAUCAGUGCCUGGUUAAGCAGUGUAGAGAUCCACAGUGCCUCAAUAGCCAUCGCUCGUCUCGCUCUUCAUGUCUGAGGAGGACCAGGAAGUGCCCUUUGACCUGAGACUUCCUAAGUCUCUAUUGAUUGUUUGCGUAUUCAUCUGCCACCCCCAUCUUGUCUUGACCUCUUUAAUUUAUUAAUUAGUAAUAACUUUAUUAUAAAAAGUAAUAAUUAUUUGCAUUUAAUUUUUUUUUAUUUUAUUUUUUUGCUUCACCUUUGUCUCACUAAUUUGAGAUGAAAUCCCCUUACCCCAUGGGAUCAAAUUUUAGUUGCAGUGCAAAAUUUAAACCAUUUUGUUUUUAUUUAUCAUUUGUAAAUGUUUCCAUUUAAAUGUUCUUAAUUCGUUUUGUACAGAUAUCUUAUAAUUGUGAUAAAACUUGAUCAAAACAGAAACAACUGGAAUAAUUUUUUACAAUUAAUUUUAACAAAUAUGGAUUACUGUAGGCCCAGGCCACAUUAUAAAGACAUUUUUUAUUUUAAGGAAAUUACCAGCAUACGUUUUUGUUAAAGUUUUAUUCCUUAUUCAUGUUUUGUUGCAUAUUUUAGACUUCAUGACAUUCUUUAAUGCAAUGAUUUUUUUGGGGAAAAUGCCCUUUUCUUAAGAAAAGCUUAUCUUUUGUAUCAUACCAUUUGCAAUAAAAAGAAAACAUAUAGAAAAUAAA
This is a messenger RNA of Silurus meridionalis, 2970 nucleotides long. RefSeq names its product transcription factor Sox-9-like. The transcript is spliced from 3 exons. Gene Ontology annotation, biological process: negative regulation of transcription by RNA polymerase II; heart development; chondrocyte differentiation. The record is from RefSeq and is a predicted model, not a curated record. Bases 240 to 1646 code for a protein of 468 amino acids. Gene Ontology annotation, molecular function: DNA-binding transcription factor activity, RNA polymerase II-specific; RNA polymerase II cis-regulatory region sequence-specific DNA binding. Gene Ontology annotation, cellular component: nucleus. Lineage: Eukaryota; Metazoa; Chordata; Actinopteri; Siluriformes; Siluridae.